This is a messenger RNA of Diospyros lotus (date-plum), 1351 nucleotides long. Its product is annotated as epimerase family protein SDR39U1 homolog, chloroplastic. The transcript has 13 exons. NCBI's taxonomy places the organism in Eukaryota, Viridiplantae, Streptophyta, Magnoliopsida, Ericales, Ebenaceae. Bases 135 to 1208 code for a protein of 357 amino acids. The record is from RefSeq and is a predicted model, not a curated record.
UGGCUUGCAAUGGAACACGAAGAAGUUGUUCAUAAGAACCAAUCGGCAACUGUUUGGAGCGAUAAAACGUAAAACACGAGUAGUAGUAGCAGAGAAAGCUCGAAGCGCGCUAUCUGUGAGGAAAAGCGGUUCCGAUGGAGCUCUGCCGAGCUACUUCUCUUGCUUGGUCCAACUCCGUCUCUCCCUCUCUUCACAUUCCUCAUCCAUUCUCUAGUUGCGAUGGCAAGAGAUUUAGGAUUUGCUGCCUCGGCAAAGAGACCGCCUCUGAUCCAUCAGGAAAAAAAAAUCAGAUGACUGUCUCUGUAACUGGAGCUACGGGUUUUAUAGGUAGAAGACUGGUGCAGAGGCUGCAUGCAGAUAAUCAUAGAAUUCGUGUCUUGACACGAUCCAAGUCUAAAGCUCAGUUAAUUUUUCCGGUCAGGGACUUUCCAGGAAUUGUGAUAGCAGGGGAGCCAGAGUGGAAAGACUUCAUUCAAGGUUCAAAUGCUGUUGUAAAUUUGGCCGGAAUGCCCAUAAGUACAAGAUGGUCCCCUGAGAUCAAGAAAGAGAUCAAGCAUAGCAGAAUAAGAGUGACCUCAAAGGUUGUAGAUUUAAUAAACAACUCACAAGACGAAGUUCAGCCUACAGUUCUUGUUAGUGCAACAGCAGUGGGUUAUUAUGGCAGUAGUGAAACACAAGUAUUUGAUGAGCGAAGUCCAUCAGGAGAUGAUUAUUUGGCUGAGGUUUGUAGAGAAUGGGAAGCAACAGCACUCAGAGUCGACAAGAAUGUUAGGUUAGCACUGAUUCGCAUUGGUGUGGUACUUGGUAAAGAUGGAGGUGCUCUAGCCAAAAUGAUCCCUUUGUUCAUGAUGUUUGCUGGUGGACCCUUGGGCAAUGGAAGACAAUGGUUUUCAUGGAUUCAUUUGGAUGACAUAGUGAAUCUGAUAUAUGAAGCUUUAUCUAAUCCAUCUUAUGAAGGAGUUAUCAACGGAACUGCACCUAAUCCAGUUCGAUUGGGGGAGAUGUGCGAACAUUUGGGAUCUGCCAUGGGCCGACCCUCCUGGUUGCCUGUACCUGACUUAGCGCUCAAGGCGGUGCUCGGGGAGGGAGCUUCUGUGGUACUGGAAGGCCAAAAGGUUCUCCCUGUUAGAGCCAAGGAGCUGGGUUUCCCAUUUCAAUACCCCUACGUGAAAGAUGCAUUAAGAGCCAUUCUGUCCCAGGACAGUUGAGGUAUGACGUCAUCAACAUGCUGCAUAUUCUUUAUUCUUUCGGUAAAGAAGGCUGGCUACUCGCUCUGUCACUUGUAAGAUUGAACUGCAACAUAUUUAAGUGAAAAAUCAAGCUCUGAACACAGUUAAUUUGUGACCUUCCA